AUGGCGAUGAACCCGGCCGAGCGCCACUUCUCGGCCGAUGCCGACGCCGCCAUCGCCGCGCUGCGGCGGUCCCGACGAGUUCCGUAUGGCGGCGGAUUGCACUCCUCCUCGUGCACUGUCCCGCUGCCGGGCGUCGCUGGCGCCGAGCUGCUCGACGAGCUCCGUACGCUGCUCGGCUGGCCACUCGAUGGCGAGGUCCCGCUCGCCCUCGACGACGCCACCGAGGGCGUCCGACGCCUGCUAACGCUGCUCUACCCUCGGCUGCCAGCCUCCGACGAGGGCUACUGGAGCGAAGCGGACUGCCGCUUGAUCGCGAGACAAGCGGCGCAGACACUCGGCUAUGCCGCCGCCCGCCGGCUGCUCAACGCGCUCGGGCUCGAGUCUCGCUUCGGCGACGCGCCCGGCUGCCGGCUGCACUGGUACGACUCGGGAGCGGGGGGUGGCGGUGCGUCGGCGCCCCCACUCCUCCUGAUCCAUGGCAUGUUCACCACGGGCGCCUCGCUCGCUCCGCUCGCGCUGCUGCUGCGCUCGUCGCGCCGGGUCGACCUGCUCGGCCACUCCUUCGGCGCAAAUGUGGCGCUCGAGCUGGCCCGCCAGGAGGGCGCCGAAGGAGCGGCGCGGACGGCGCGCUUGCUCCGGCAGCUCGCCGCGCCACUGUUGCGCGCCGCCGCCCGGCUCGUCCGACCGGCCUUGCUCGGGGUCUUUGUCUCCCCGAACACAGUCAACCUCUGGUCGGGCGAGUCGUACCUCCGCCUCGUCCGCCGUCGCCACGCCGCCACGCCGCUGACCGACCCGCCCUGCAACCUCAUCUUCGCCGCGUGGGACGGCGACGACCUCGUCGCGGCGCGGCCUGCGGACGGCCUCCGCGCCUCCUUCCCCACCGCCGACGUCACGCUCGUCACGCGCGCGCUGCACCAGAUCAACGUGCUCAACCCGGCGACGGUCUGCGAGUGCGUCGAGGCAUUCGAGGCGAGGCGCGGCUGCGAGCCGCCGCGCGCUGGCGCCACGCUCGUCGGGCGCGGCACCGACCUGCUGCGGCGAGGGCUUGCAGCCCUCGACCGGUUGUGCGGGGUGGCGGCGACGCAGGAGGCUGUGGGCGUGUCGCUGCCCGCGAAGCCGCGGCUUUGACCCUUUUUGUAAAUAUAACAGUCUGCCGCCGCGUCGCUGCAAUGAGUGAUCUCUGUGCGGCGUGCACUGACCACUGACCACUGAGCACUUCCAGGAGCAAGACUGGUGGCCGCAGAGAGAAUCUAGAGAGUGAGAAAAUACAUGUCGCCAUUCGUGAACACAUCAACUUUUUUAGAAUAUGUAUGUA
Emiliania huxleyi CCMP1516 is the source of this 1315-nucleotide messenger RNA. RefSeq lists its product as hypothetical. Bases 1 to 1128 code for a protein of 375 amino acids. NCBI's taxonomy places the organism in Eukaryota, Haptophyta, Isochrysidales, Noelaerhabdaceae. The record is from RefSeq and is a predicted model, not a curated record. The transcript is spliced from 6 exons.